Pocillopora damicornis (cauliflower coral) is the source of this 1075-nucleotide messenger RNA. RefSeq lists its product as uncharacterized. The record is from RefSeq and is a predicted model, not a curated record. NCBI's taxonomy places the organism in Eukaryota, Metazoa, Cnidaria, Anthozoa, Scleractinia, Pocilloporidae. Gene Ontology annotation, cellular component: plasma membrane. Gene Ontology annotation, molecular function: calcium channel activity. Gene Ontology annotation, biological process: calcium ion import across plasma membrane.
ACUUUCCGCGGUGUAUGUCGACUGCGUAGGAAAUAACCUUAUCGAUCCAAAUAAAGGAAGGUUAUUUGGAGCUCUCGAUUUCCGGUUUCUCCUUUGUUCCACUUCCGUUUUGUUCGAGAGCCAAUCAGGUGUGAGAAUAGACCCGAAGCUUCUGGAUCGUGACCUGAGGGAAAUUUGCGCUGGUUCAAAAUAUUUUGAGCUGAUUUGUCACGAAUGGGCAGGGUUUGCUCCAAAUUUACCUGCUACUAUUAUGGCGAAAAAGAAAGACGCAUAUACAGUGAUUCCAGUCAACGUUGAGGAGAAGGAAAUGGAAGAGAUGCAGCCAGUUACGGAUAAAACCGAUCAAGCCGAAGAUGAGAUGGAAGAACGCUUUGAUAAAGAGUUCUGGCUGAUGGUUCAAAACAAAGUGAAAGAUGCAAACCUUUCAUGGAAUAGAGCAAUGGAUGAGGUCAGAGUGGAUCGGCUAAUCAAAAAAUAUGACAAAAAUGCUCUUCUUGUCAUCAUUCAUGACUGGCCACAGAAGAAGAAAUACAGAGAUAAACCAGAACUGAUCCCAAGUUUGGAGUAUCUGUGUUGAAGGCUCUUUCUACAUUGUGUUUUUAACACUGUUAUCUUACGCCCUUAUCUACGGCUCGACGCUUGACGAUCCAACGCAGUACGGUGGCAGAGCGAAUGGCUUGCGUUUGUUCUGUGAAGUUCUUUCCAUCAUUUUUCUCAUGUUUUACUUCUUUGAAGAGGUCAACCAAGCAGAACGGGAGCGGAGAACUUAUUUCAAGGAUCCGUACAAUUAUUUUGAUUGGUUGGGUCUCAUUUUGACCUUCCUUGUGAUUCCUCUUCGAUUUGCCGAAGUCAGAUAUCAGUGGAACGUGGCAGCCCUCGGUUAUCUGUUUAAUUUUCUCCGACUUUUCAAGUUUUCGUGCGUUACAAGAACCACGGGUUUGUAUACCAAGACUCUUGCCAGGAUCAUCUACCGCGACAUCACUCGCUUUAGUGUGGUGUUUACCAUAGUGUUUCUUGGAUUCUGUGGCGCCAUGUUUAUGGCGCUGAAAGCUACUGGUUCUCAGGAGCUUUUUAG